Messenger RNA from Owenia fusiformis, 2628 nucleotides. NCBI's taxonomy places the organism in Eukaryota, Metazoa, Annelida, Polychaeta, Sabellida, Oweniidae. The record is from the annotation of a GenBank genome assembly.
AAAGAACUGCACACCUGAACAGGGCUUUCUGUAUAGGUAUUCACAAAUCUGAGGUUUGAUCCUUACCUGUUGAUUACAGGUACACAGUUACUCAAAAACCUGCUUACCUGUACUAGGUUUCCGGAUUUUCCAACAAAUGACAGUUUUGCGACACAUGGAUAUUUGGACUAAUUUUGAUAAACUCACUAGGCAGGGAUAAACUUAAGAUGUACUUGAAAUCCCAAGCCUGGAUGGUUUAUAAAGCUGAAUAGAAGUAAAUGUAUAAGCUUAUAGUAUUGGAAUAUUAAACUUUCAAACACUUUAUACACAAAGUUUAUUUAAAUGUGAACUAGUAAAGAUUUUAUGGAUUUGAUGACGUCUUAGUUUAAAUCAUUGACACAGAAAAAUGUUAAGAUAGCACUCGUUUAGGAAAGAAGCCAGUAAAGCACCAAAUUGUAUCAAUCUUAGCUGAAAGUGAUACUAACAAAUGAGGAUGGAAAUCAAGGGACAUUUAAACCAAAGGUGUUGAAAUAAACAGUGCUAUAUUCAUAAAAUUUUCUGCUCGGAUACCCUUUUUGAAAAGUGGAAUUUUAUGGACGAUAAUUUUGACUGGGAUCAUAGUUUACUAGGUUACACCAAGGGAAGUGCUGUGGUUUGAGUUUGGUAUGGUUCGCACAUGUGAUAUGAUUUUCAAAUGAAUAGUUGAUACAAAAACCUGCACAUGGAAACGGCAAGUUUAACAGGAAGAGUUAGGAAGGAUUUCUGAACAGACAUUUUAUGGCUGCUUAAUCUAAUAGAACCAUACAAAUUAGGAUUAUCAUUUUACAUAUUGCUGAUCAGUUGGAAACUGUUUAUAAUCUAUACUACACAUGUAUUAGUUAUGUAAACCUGAAUGUUACAAUCGAAUUAUACAAGAUAAUCCAGCAAACGGUGGAUGUAAUAUAUUCACUUAGAUAACCAGGGGACAAGAAAGCAUUUACCAGAGAAAGUAGGAAUUAACAAGAAAGAUGAGUCAAGGGAACCAACCACCAGGAUAUAACAGUGCUAGUAUGAAUCAAUGUGGACCAGGUCAGUCUCAGCCACAACCUCAGGAGGGGGUGCGAGCUUAUGAGAACAUUAUUCCUAGGUCUCAAAUCAUUCCUGGCUCACAGAUUAUCCCCUGCCAGGCACCACCCCAGAGGUUUAUGCAGGCUCGGCCAGGUGGAUACAAUAAAAGUGCAAAUCCAUUGUUAGCACAGUCUGAGAGCAAUCCAAGGAGGGCAGUGAAUAGCAAUCAAUUAGACAACAACUGGGGUCCUGUGUCACCAGUUGUCAACCAGCGUCAUCAUAAUGUUAGGCCUUACCAUGUUCCGUCACCACAGAGUGUAUCGUCAUUGUCACCUCAGAUGUCACCACAGGGACUACCAAGUCCCUCCCCCCAGCAGGUGCAAAUGCCCCCACCAUCAAUGAGGUCCCCUGCCCCAAUGCAUGGCAACAUGGCCCCAUCAUCGAUGCCCUCUCCGCAAAUACCCAUGCAAGGUCCAAAAGCAAUGAAUGCUCAAGGUCUUAUACAGGCCCAAAUGCCCUCACCAUCUCAAAGCCCUAUGCAAGUACAAAUGCCCUCACCAGCUCAAAGCCCUAUGCACUCUCCAGCUCAGAGUCCAACUAUGCAAAGGGCCAAUAUUGCGGCUACUUUGCCACCAACAUAUAACCAGGUGUGCCCACCAUAUAACACAGCUCAACAACAGAAUCAAUUACAACAAAACCAGGCCAUGGUAGCACAACAACCAAAUGAAGGCAUGGUAGCACAUCAACCAAACCAGGGCAUGAUAAGACAACCAACUCAGGGUAUGGUAACUCAGCCACCAAACCAGGGCAUGACUAGGCAACCAAUGCAGGUCAUGAUGUCCCAGUCCUCAUCUACACAUGACAUGAUGUCCCAGUCCUUAUCUACACAGGGCAUGAUGCCCCAGUCCUCAACUAUACAGGGUAUGAUACCCCAGGAAUCACAUGUACAGGUGGGGCAGUCCCAUCAGGGUAACAUACAUCAAGGGUCUCAUCAAAGCAUGGCACCACCCCCUAACAUACAACAACAUCUGCAGCAACAACAGCAACAUCUGAAGCAACAACAACAUCUGCAGCAGCAGCAACAACAGCAGCAAAUGCCACCCCCUCCUCCCCACCCUCAACAGCAAAUAAUGUCAACAAACACGCAACAGCAGCAGGCGCAACAUGCAAACAUGAAUAUGUCAGCUCCUUCACCAAAUACAGGUAUGUAACAUAUGAUGACAUAUGAACAGAAAAUCAACAGUACAACAGUGCUUAAGAUUCUCUUCGGGAAUCUCUUUCAUCUGAGAUAUGGAGACAACAUCCAAAUCUGUUUCCAAUGUUUAUGGAAUCAUUUGAUUGGGUCUGAUAUUCCAUUAGGUAUACGUAUAUAACUAGCUUGGGUAGAAAGUUAAUAUAUGUUUGACUAUUUAAUGCUCAUACUAGGUAACAAGUUGACACAUAGGUGACGUUGGAACACUCAAGUUUGAUAAAUCCCCAGACCAUUCUAGUCAAGAUAUUAAAAAAAUAUGACACGUAUGAUUUAACUUGGUGGUAUUGUCUUGUAAUCUGACUAAUGCAAUUUGCUAAUAUUAUGUUUUAAAUCUAAUGAAUAUAUGUCAU